AUGGAGAAGCAAGAACUCCAUAGUGAAAUGGCCAUUGACAACCUGAGUGUCUGGGAUUUCUGGUGCACUGAUCGACGGAACUUGAUCAUCGGGAAACAGUGGUGGGAUGGGGCGCCGGGUGUUGCUAAGCUGGGAAUUCCCAAGCUGAGUUGGGAAGUUUUCAGCGUUUCUUCAGGGCCCACUCCCCUCGAACAUCCAAAUAUGAGGCGGGAUUCGAACGUUUCAGACGAGCUCUCGAAUAUAUACUCUUAUGGAUCUUCAAUAAUUUGCUCGAUUUUCAGAGAUGCUGAAUUCCCUACGAAGCAGAGCCCGUUCGUUGACAGUGACGGAGACACUCACAGUGUCGGGCACAAAGCCUUUGGUCGGAUUUACGAAGCUGCUGGGGGAACUCGCCCGCUAGAAACGAAUCGAAUAUACUCAUGUACACAUCCUUGUCGAAACAAGGUAUUCCUGGGAACCAACCCUGUUCAGGCAGGCUACUUGGCGAUAUCGUUUUCCGACUGCUCUCUCUGGAUGCCGAUGAUCCAAUUGCCUGCUCUGAGCUUGGAAGCAUUCGCCCCCAUGCUUCUCUCGGCUGUUCGUCGCAUCCUGGCUGAGAGACACCUGAGAGGUCAUAGAACAAAGGAAGUGUCGCCCUCCGGUUUAACCAUUUCCCCAGAAUUGCGCCCUGUGCAGCUUUGGGCCGGACUGGACCUUUAUGGACUAUUCCCACGCGGAAAUUCUCAUUCAGCAACCUGGAGCGGGAACCCGACAUGUUUUUGGCGGCGAAGGGGAACCAUUAUUGGAAGAGUUUUGAGAUCUCCCGAUAGUUAUCCUCCAACCACCCGAGCAAUCCCUUGGAUCCAAAAAAUCCCCAUGGACAUUUUACGAUACUCGCAUACUAGUUCCCUACACGGUUAG
Molecule: messenger RNA, 900 nt
Organism: Histoplasma capsulatum G186AR
Lineage: Eukaryota; Fungi; Ascomycota; Eurotiomycetes; Onygenales; Ajellomycetaceae
Exons: 4
Coding region: 1-900 (299 amino acids)
Source: RefSeq, a predicted model, not a curated record